Molecule: messenger RNA, 1764 nt
Organism: Pomacea canaliculata
Lineage: Eukaryota; Metazoa; Mollusca; Gastropoda; Architaenioglossa; Ampullariidae
Product: CWF19-like protein 1
Exons: 15
Coding region: 46-1632 (528 amino acids)
Biological process (GO): mRNA splicing, via spliceosome
Cellular component (GO): post-mRNA release spliceosomal complex
Molecular function (GO): hydrolase activity; RNA lariat debranching enzyme activator activity
Source: RefSeq, a predicted model, not a curated record
AUAAAAAAGCAGAGACUGUUGUUGGCGCUACUUUCAUUUCUGAAAAUGGCUUCUAAACAACUAAGAGUGCUAGUUUGUGGGGAUGUUGAAGGAAACAUAUCACAGCUGUAUAACAGAGUCAACACCAUUCAGAAGAAGAGCGGAAACUUUGAUAUUCUUCUUUGUGUUGGUGAUUUUUUUUCUGGAGAUGGAACAGAUUGGGAGUCCUAUAAGACAGGAAAACAAACAGCACCAAUAUCAACAUUAAUCCUGGGGCCCUGUAAGCCUGAGCUGGACAUCUACUUUCCAGGCCCAGAGGGUGGAGAGCUUUGUCCUAAUAUUAUAUACUUAGGGCGAAAGGGAAGAUAUAUAGAAAGUGCAGGUUUACAGAUUGCUUAUCUGAGUGGCAUUGAGGGCCCAGGUGAGCGUGGAGAAGCCCACACGUUUGGCUCCCAGGAUGUGUCUGACCUAAUGUCACCUGUGGUUAAUGAUUCUCGAUACAAGGGAGUCGAUAUCCUCCUGACAUGUCAGUGGCCAAAGGGUGUGGACAAAUAUGCAACAUCUUUGGAAAGAAAGACAGAAAAGGACUCCUUGACCAUUGGUGAAGUGGCACGUAUUCUUCGACCUCGCUAUCACUUUGCUGGGAUGGAGGGUAUAUUUUAUGAAAGACAGCCAUACAGAAACCACCAAGUACUUAUUGAAUCAGCACGACAUGUGACCAGGUUCAUAGGGCUUGCUAAUGUUGCCAACAAGAAAAAAGAAAAAUACCUGUAUGCUUUCAGUAUAACACCCCUAUCACUGAUGGAAGCAGCUGAGUUGAUCAAACAGCCCACUGAUGUAACAGAAUGUCCAUAUUCAGAAACAGUCAGGGCACUUCAGUCCCAGAAGGAGGAAGAAGGACCACAAUUCUUCUAUGACAUGAACAGCAGACCUGAAGACAAAAAAGGCACAAAGAGACAUCAUCAGUCCUCAAGAGCACAAUAUGAUGCCAAGAAACCCCAAAAAACAGCUGAGGCAGCAGGGCCAUGCUGGUUCUGCUUGGGCAGUGCAGAGGUGGAGAAACAUCUAGUUGUCAGUGUAGGUAACCUGACAUAUCUUGCCCUAGCAAAGGGUGGACUCGUGCCAGAUCAUGUGUUGAUCCUUCCAAUACACCAUCAUCAGUCCACUGUUGCUGCUUCAUCAGAUAUCCUAGAAGAAAUUGAGAAAUACAAAACCUCAUUAAGAAAAUGCUUCAAGAUGGAUGGUAAAGCAACAGUGUUUUUUGAAAGAAAUUACAAAACACAGCAUCUGCAAAUUCAGGCAGUUCCAGUUCCCAAGGACUCGGUACCAGAUGUCAAAGAUACAUUCAUGCAAUGUGCAGAAAGUGAGGGUAUUGAGCUCCAUGAAAUUCCCAAACAUUCUGAUUUAAAACAAAUUGUACCAGCUGGUGCACCUUACUUCUAUGCUGAGCUACCCUCAGGAGACAGACUGCUUCACAGAAUAGAAAAGAAAUUUCCUCUUCAAUUUGGCAGGGAAGUGUUGGGAGAACCAGCGAUCCUCAAUAUGCCAGAACGAGUAGACUGGAGAAGUUGCAAAUCAAGUAAAGAAGAGGAGUCGUCUAUGGCAGCUGUAUUUAAGGAGAAAUUCAGAGCUUUUGAUUUUAACUUUUUCUGAUGUGUCACACAAAUGGCAAUUGUUCAUGUAAGCCUUGUGAUGUGCAGCUGAUAAAAUGUAGGUUUUACACUGUGAAAGUAUGCAUGUUCCUUGUAAUAAAAUUCAAAUUCAGUAAACUUCUUGGAAAAAGUC